Molecule: messenger RNA, 594 nt
Organism: Cylindrotheca closterium
Lineage: Eukaryota; Bacillariophyta; Bacillariophyceae; Bacillariales; Bacillariaceae
Source: the annotation of a GenBank genome assembly
AUGGGCUUUCGAAGAUGCAACCGGGACCGAAUCCAUUCCCCACCCAGUCCGAAAUCUGUCAACCUGUCACCGAAAAGUGCCAAUGUGCUUCAGCCACGAACGACGAUUCGCAGAAAGAUUUUCGAUCCCUUUGACGACGAUGACCACGACGGCGGCGGCGGCGGCGAUCAGAAACAAGCACAAUUUGUGUAUGAAAUGAAACAUCGAGAGCAAGCACCGGAUCACACAAGAAGCACCACCAACAACAUUCAACCAAGUUUCAAUCGAGCUCAACAUUAUCCGGGACAAGAUGCGGAUCGUCCGGAUUUGGAUUCCUUUUGGAGUUAUGUGUACCAUUCGGUGGUUGAUCCCUGCUGUGGUGAUUUGGAACGUGUCUUUUAUAGUAGCUCCGCCAAGAAGAAUCAUCUAGAUUCUUCGACGACAGGAUUACUGUUUGAAGAAGACAUGGUAUUUUUCAAGGAUGGAACAGCAACAGAACAUGAUGAUGAGAGCUGCGACGAUGAUGACGAUGAUGAGUCUACACUAGAGGGAGACCACGAUCAAUCGUUUACCGAAGAAAACCGUCCUUUCAUGAAGACCAUGGCUGAGUUUUAA